Messenger RNA from Echinostoma caproni, 342 nucleotides. The record is from the annotation of a GenBank genome assembly. Lineage: Eukaryota; Metazoa; Platyhelminthes; Trematoda; Plagiorchiida; Echinostomatidae.
AUGUUACAAUUUGUGGUAGAUUGCUUUGCUUAUAGGACAUUGUUCCUCUGCGCUUUUCGUUGUUGUUAUUGCUCCCAUUUCAAUCCACCGCGACAAAGUCGUCGUGUGGCUCCAGUUCCAUCAAAUAUUGCUCAGUCUGUGCCACAUUUGGUUUUCAAUUGUCCUCCGCCAUCUGAUCGAGACUCGGAUGAGGAGUGCUCUGUAAAGCGGCGCGUCUCUGUGCCGGCCUCACUGGCAACCUCGCAUUCACCCACCCUGGUGGAAACCAACGGUAAAGACUCCCCCGCUUCUGAGUCCAGGGAAAGCAAGGAGGAUAUCACGAUUAAUGGAAACAAAGAAUAG